This is a messenger RNA of Ricinus communis (castor bean), 1513 nucleotides long. RefSeq names its product AP2-like ethylene-responsive transcription factor BBM. The record is from RefSeq and is a predicted model, not a curated record. The transcript is spliced from 6 exons. Lineage: Eukaryota; Viridiplantae; Streptophyta; Magnoliopsida; Malpighiales; Euphorbiaceae. Gene Ontology annotation, molecular function: DNA binding; DNA-binding transcription factor activity. Bases 235 to 1281 code for a protein of 348 amino acids. Gene Ontology annotation, biological process: regulation of DNA-templated transcription.
AGCAGGUGUGUUGGCUGUAAAUGUAAAAGGUUGGUUGAAGGAAAUUAUGAAAUUUUAAUAGAAAAUCUAAGGUAGUUUGACCUCGCAAAUCCUUCACAUGGAAAAAGUAGCAUCAAGAAUUUAAUACAAAUUGAACAAAUAAGGCAGUACAGUCCAAGUGCCUUUAUAAUUGUAAUCUAUUAGCAGUAACUUUAUUUAGAUUCUGGAAAAAAGUUAUGAUCCUGCCAUUGCAAAAUGUCCAAAGAUGCCUCAGGUUUCCUGGCACAAUUUUCAAAUUGCACCCAUUACUUCGUUUUAUUUGUUAACAAAUUUAUUAACAAUUCUUCAAAAGAAAGAAAAAAAAAAAAAAAAAAAAGAAGAAAGCAAGAUAGUUGUGCAAGUGUCUCGUUUAGUUGGCAUAGACGACAAACUCAUGAGGUACAGAACCACAAGGAUCUGGCAAGAAAACCAUUCAGCAAUAAUAGUAUUGAUUUUAGCAGAUUAAUCAUUAAUUAUUGCAAGAGAUUGGAGAGGAUGGAACGAAUGACUGGAAGGCCAAGCGAUGGCUAUGGGAGGGGCAAAUCUAGGUUUCGUGGAGUCGUAAGGAAUGGUGCCACAGGGAAAUGGCUGGCAAAGAAAGGAUCUACUAGAGGCUGCUUCUUGGGAUCAUAUGAAACGGAAGAGGAAGCUGCAGUUGCAUUUGAUGUAGGAUGUAUAAAGCAAUAUGGAUACCAAGCCAUCACCAACUAUGAUUUGAGGUGUUAUGACGUCGAAUCCAUCCUCAAGGCCCAUCAAUUAUUCCUGCAGCAACAAGCAGCAAUGCUGGCAAUGCAAAGGGCAAGGCUUUCCGCAAUGCAGAAGCAGCAGCAGCCUCUGAAAAGGCCUAUAGCCAGUCACCUUGACAUAGUACCUAGAAACUUGGCAACACCAGAACAGAGAAGCCAGUUUGAGAUUUGGGCACAAGAAACUGCAAGGAAAGAGCUUGCGCAAGCAUCGAACUUCUCCAGUUUCCAGCAUGGAGAGUUUAGCCCAUUCAGCUCCUACCAAGAGUCGCGAAGCUCUUUUCUAGGGUUCAGGCAUGGAAGUUCUGCUAGUCAAUUUGAAGCCUGCAUUCCUGGUGGUCAGUGCUCUCAUAAAACACUGGACACUGUUCCCUUGCUGGGUCCAUAUCAGCUUAGCGCAGGGAUCGAAAUGCGGUUGAGGGCUCAAGGAUUGGGAUUCGAACAUGCAGCCUCGAGUAGUUUCAAGCCUUAUGCCAAAGAAUCUGGAAACAAAAUGAAAGGAAAGGUUACUAAUUUCUAAAUAUUUAGAUUUCCGGACCUGCAGCAGCUAUGGGGCAAUUUAGUGUUUCAUUUGCAUAAAAAGACGAAGCAAUGUUUGUAAUAAUUAAGCUGGUUGGUACCUAAUAAUUUUGCCUCUGUCCUCUCAAAGAACAAUUAUCAAAUACUGGACUUGGACAGCAAUGUUAGAAUUGCUAAGGAAAAUUUGUGCUUCUGAAUGGACUAUAAAUGAAAAAUAAUUUAUAAACAAAAUU